CACAUAUAUAUUCAUAUAUACUUUCUUAGCUCAUCGUCCAUGAGUAUGCUUAGCCACUAAUCAAGACUAGCAAAAUAAUUAGCCAUUUAAUCACAACCCACUUUUUUACUAUAUAUACAGAUCAAUCCACAUGCAAUCUUUCCAUGACCAACGUCCAUCUCUAGCUACACAUAAACCCUUUAGCUUUAGCUUUCACUCCCUUAAAAAUCUUCAAAUGAAGUCUUCCAUGCUAGUCUACCUCUUUUUCUUACUCUUUGCUUUAGCAACAGCUUAUCAAACUCAAUGCCCUCUCAUUAUGCUUCUCUUCUCAUUGUUUUUCACUCUCUUUGCUGUUUCUUUGAACUACUGGCUCGUUCCUGGUGGCUUUGCAUGGAGAGAUCAUCGCCACCAUCAUGGAAAGCUUGUAGGUCCAGUUGGAUGGCCUAUUCUUGGCUUCUUACCUCACAUGGGUUCACUUGCUCAUCGCAAAUUAGCCACCAUGGCUACCUCAUUAGGUGCAAAUAAACUUAUGGCAUUCAGUUUAGGCACAACUCGUGUAGUUAUCAGUAGCCAUCCUGAUACAGCUAAAGAAAUCCUUUCUGGGUCUUCUUUUUCUGAUCGUCCUAUAAAAGAAUCAGCUCGUUUAUUAAUGUUUGAACGUGCCAUUGGUUUUGCUCCUUCUGGUAAUUACUGGAGAAACCUACGCAGAAUAGCUGCAAAUUACAUGUUUUCUCCUAGGAGAAUCUCUGGUCUAGAGCCAUUAAGGCAACUUUUGGCUGAUGAAAUGGUGGUCACAAUAAGCAAAGAGAUGGAGGAAAGAGGAGUUGUAGUCUUGAGAAAAAUAUUACAAAAGGCUUCCUUAAGUAAUGUACUAGAGAGUGUGUUUGGGAGUAGUUAUGCUUGUUUAGAGAAGGAGGAGGAGUUAUUAACUUCAAUGGUUAAAGAAGGAUACGAGUUAAUCACUAAGUUAAAUUUAGAGGAUUAUUUUCCUUUAAGGUUUUUGGACUUUUAUGGUGUGAAAAGAAGAUGCUAUAAGUUGGCAUGUAAGGUUAAUAAUAUUGUAGGUCAAAUUGUGAGAGAGAGAAAAAUAAGUGCAAAGCAGAAUGGCUUUAGUGGUGGAAAUGACUUUCUCAGUGCUUUGUUAUAUUUGCCUGAACAGGAGGAGCUAAGUGAAGCAGAUAUGGUACCUGUUUUAUGGGAAAUGAUAUUCCGAGGAACAGACACAGUUGCCAUAAUUCUCGAGUGGAGCAUGGCUAGAAUAGUUAUGCACCAAGAUAUCCAAGCAAGAGCUCAGCAAGAGCUCGACAGGUGCAUUGGUCGCAACCGGCGCAUGCAAGAUUCCGACAUCCCUAAUCUUCCCUACCUACAAGCCAUUGUGAAAGAAGUACUAAGAUUGCACCCUCCUGGCCCGCUGCUCUCUUGGGCCCGCCUCGCCAUCCAAGAUGUCCAUGUCGACAAAAUCUUUAUCCCAGCUGGCACUACAGCAAUGGUCAACAUGUGGGCCAUAACUCAUGACCCGUCAAUAUGGAAGGACCCAUUAGAGUUCAACCCCGACCGGUUCUUGGAAGAGGAUGUGGCAAUAAUGGGCUCAGAUUUGAGGCUUGCACCAUUCGGGUCAGGGCGAAGGGUAUGUCCAGGUAAGGCACUAGGCUUAGCCACAGUGCACCUAUGGCUCGGGCGGCUUCUCCAACAAUACAAAUGGUUACCUACUGUGCAGCCUGUGGAUCUAUCUGAAUGCUUAAAGCUAUCUCUUGAAAUGAAAAAGCCGCUAGUCUGUCGCGCGGUUCAUCGAUAGAGCAAAAGCUAAAAAGCCAUUGAAACAAGCAGUUGUUAGAUAAAUAACUAGAAAGUUUACUUUUUGUUGCAGGGUCAAUCAAUUGUAAAGUAAUGAAAGCUUGUGUAAUAAGCAAUUAAAAGAAAAAUUAAAAUUGGCCAAAGCUAGGGCUGUGUCAAGUGUCAAUAUAAUGCGCAUUAUUGGCCAACGCUAAAGUGUGUAAGAGCUUGAAUAGUUGCUUUUUGAAGGUGGCCAAUCGCUUCCUUUAAAUUGUUAAAUAUAUAUAAUAUAUGCAUCCCUUUGUUUGCUUUC
Messenger RNA from Ricinus communis (castor bean), 2065 nucleotides. RefSeq names its product cytochrome P450 78A5. The transcript is spliced from 2 exons. NCBI's taxonomy places the organism in Eukaryota, Viridiplantae, Streptophyta, Magnoliopsida, Malpighiales, Euphorbiaceae. Gene Ontology annotation, molecular function: heme binding; iron ion binding; monooxygenase activity. Bases 131 to 1774 code for a protein of 547 amino acids. The record is from RefSeq and is a predicted model, not a curated record.